Tinamus guttatus (white-throated tinamou) is the source of this 5210-nucleotide messenger RNA. The record is from RefSeq and is a predicted model, not a curated record. NCBI's taxonomy places the organism in Eukaryota, Metazoa, Chordata, Aves, Tinamiformes, Tinamidae.
GCUCUUAUUGCCGGACCAAGUUUUGUGCUCGAUGUGGAGGUCGUGUCUCUCUACGAUCAAACAAUGAGGAUAAAGUGGUUAUGUGGGUAUGCAAUUUAUGUCGAAAGCAACAGGAAAUCCUAACCAAAUCUGGAGCAUGGUUUUUUGGAAGUGGACCACAGCCGUCUCCCAGCCAGGACGGAGCACUGAGUGAUACUGCAACUGGGGGAGGCUCUGACGCACCUAGAGAAAAGAAAGCAAGGCUUCAGGAACGAUCAAGAUCACAGACUCCCUUGAGUACAGCAACUGCCUCAUCACAGGAGAUCACUGCUUCCAGUGUGCAGUCCGAUAGGAGGAAAGGAGCAGAAGCACCACAGCCAGCUAUGGGCCUGGACCAAAAGCAAGCUUCAUCGAGGUCUAGAAGCGAACCCCCACGAGAGAGGAAGAAGACAUUAUUGGUUUCAGAACAGAAUGGCAAAGGCUUAAAGAGUGAGCGCAAACGUGUGCCAAAAUCCUCACUGCAAAAAGAAGGACCAGCCGAUGACAGGGAACGUAAAGAACGGCAUGAAAGUAGAAGACUGGAGAAAGGGAAGUCACAAGAGUUGCCAGCAAAAACUGAGGAAGGCAAAGUACCUGAUGAUGAAAAACAAAGGGAGGAAGAUGAAUAUCAUACUCGAUACAGGAGUGACCCCAAUCUGGCGAGAUAUCCCGUGAAACCGCAUCCUGAGGAACAGCAGAUGCGCAUGCAUGCUAAAGUUUCUAAAGCACGGCAUGAAAGAAGACACAGUGAUGUGGCUUUGGCACAUACAGAAAUGGAAGAAGCGGAGGUACCUGAGAAUAAAUUAGGAAAACACUCACAGUUACAGGGAACUCAGGACAGAAAAUCUCUUGUGGAAACUCAGAGGUCGUACUCUAUAGACAGAACAGGUGAUGUAAGAAUUUCUGUUUCUAAACAAUUAACUAAUCAUAGUCCACCAACUCCCAGGCAUAGUCCAGUUCCUGUAGAACAUGUAGAAUACAAGAACCACGAUUCCUUUAAAAAACAGAGCCGCCUUGAUCCUAGCUCUGCUAUUCUCAUGCGAAAAGCAAAGCGGGAGAAAAUGGAGACCAUGCUAAGGAAUGAUUCCCUUAGUUCUGACCAGUCGGAAUCAGUGCGGCCAUCCCCUCCAAAGCCUCAUAGAGCAAAGAGAGGCGGAAAGAAAAGGCAGAUGUCAGUUAGUAGCUCAGAGGAAGAAGGGGCAUCAACACCAGAAUAUACUAGCUGUGAAGAUGUGGAGAUAGAAAGUGAAAGUGUCAGUGAAAAAGGUGACUUGGAUUAUUACUGGCUGGAUCCUGCCACAUGGCACAGUAGGGAGACAUCCCCAAUUAGUUCGCAUCCAGUAACGUGGCAGCCUUCUAAAGAGGGAGAUCGCUUAAUUGGACGUGUUAUUCUUAACAAGAGAACAACCAUGCCAAAAGAAUCAGGUGCAUUACUGGGGCUAAAAGUUGUUGGAGGAAAAAUGACAGAAUUGGGACGACUCGGUGCCUUCAUUACCAAAGUGAAGAAAGGUAGCUUGGCUGAUGUGGUGGGGCAUCUCAGGGCGGGGGAUGAAGUUCUAGAAUGGAAUGGUAAACCCCUGCCUGGAGCUACAAAUGAAGAAGUUUACAACAUAAUUUUAGAAUCCAAAUCAGAACCUCAAGUUGAAAUUAUUGUUUCAAGGCCUAUUGGUGAUAUUCCACGGAUUCCUGAAAGUUCUCAUCCCCCACUAGAGUCUAGUUCAAGUUCUUUUGAAUCUCAGAAGAUGGAAAGGCCUUCUAUUUCUGUAAUAUCUCCAACCAGCCCUGGAGCUCUAAGGGAUGCACCACAAGUUUUACCAGGGCAGCUUUCUGUGAAACUGUGGUAUGACAAAGUGGGACAUCAAUUAAUAGUAAAUGUUCUGCAAGCAACAGAUUUGCCACCAAGAGUGGAUGGACGCCCCAGGAAUCCCUAUGUAAAAAUGUAUUUUCUUCCAGACAGAAGUGAUAAGAGUAAAAGGAGGACCAAAACAGUAAAGAAAAGUCUAGAACCAAAAUGGAACCAAACUUUUCUCUACUCACACGUACAUCGUAGAGAUUUUAGAGAACGAAUGCUUGAAAUAACUGUAUGGGAUCAGCCAAGAGUACAAGAAGAAGAAAGUGAAUUUCUUGGAGAGAUUCUUAUAGAGCUAGAAACAGCACUUUUAGAUGAUGAACCACAUUGGUAUAAACUACAGACACAUGAUGAAUCUUCACUACCUCUGCCUCAUCCAUCACCCUUCAUGCCAAGAAGACAUGUCCAUGGCGGAGAAAGUUCUAGCAAAAAAUUACAAAGAUCUCGGCCAAUCAGUGAUAGUGACAUCUCAGAUUAUGAUGUUGAUGAUGGUAUUGGAGUUGUUCCUCCAGGCUAUAGAUCUAGCUCUAGAGAAAGUAAAUCUACAACGCUAACUGUGCCAGAACAGCAAAGAACAACACAUCAUCGUUCGCGAUCUGUAUCUCCUCACCGUGGCGACGAUCAGGGCAGGACCCGUUCACGUUUACCAAAUGUGCCAUUACAGAGGAGUUUAGAUGAAAUUCAUCAAAUGAGAAGAUCACGCUCUCCAACUAGACACCAUGAUGCCUCCAGAAGUCCAGUUGAUUACAGAUCCAGAGACAUGGAUAGUCAGUAUUUGUCAGAUCAAGAAAGUGAGCUUCUUAUGCUGCCCAGAGCAAAACGAGGAAGAAGUGCAGAGUGCCUACAUACCAUCAGAAAUUCUGUUAGGCAUUAUAAAACAUUACCACCCAAGAUGCCUUUACUAGAAAAUGGCACUCAUUGGAACAUAUACAGCUCAACUCUUCCUGCAUGUGCUAAGACCAAAUCAGUGAUUAGACAGGAUAUUUCACUUCUUCGUGAUUGCCUUAAUUCACGAAUAUCAAAAUUUGGAGAUGAACUACUGGUUAGUGAACUACAGCCCUCCCUUGACAGGGCUAGGAGUGCUAGUACCAACUGCUUGAGACCAGAUACUAGUUUGCAUUCACCAGAACGAGAAAGGGGUAGAUGGUCCCCCUCCCUAGAGAGGAGACGACCUACUAGUCCCAGGAUUCAUAUCCAGCAUGCAUCUCCGGAGGAUGACAGGCAGUCCAGAAAAGUGGAAAGAUAUAGCAGCCAAAAACAAACUAGAAAAGGCUCCGCAGCUGAAACAGAAAGGGGUCUGCUACCAUGUCUCUCUAGAAGGGGACUUCCAGCCCCACGAACGACUGAACAGCCAGUCAUUAGGGGAAGGCAUCACGCUCGCUCGAGGUCGAGUGAGCACUCUAGUAUCAGACCUUUAUGCUCUGUACAUCACCUAGCUCCUGGAGGGUCAGCGCCACCUUCUCCACUUCUGACAAGAAUACAUCAACAAGGAAGUCCCACACAGUCUCCUCCUGCAGACACGUCCUUCAGCAGUCGCAGGGGAAGACAGCUACCGCAAGUUCCAGUGAGAAGUGGCAGUAUAGAGCAAGAACAAGAGAAUUUUAACUCUUCCACAAAAGCAAGCUUAGUAGUGGAGGAGCGCACGAGACAGAUGAAAAUGAAAGUGCACCGGUAUAAUCAGACGUCAGGGUCUGGUUCUAGUCAAGAACAUGAGCGUGAGCAAUAUACCAAGUAUAAUAUACAAACAGAUCAGUACAGAAGUUGUGAUAACGUCUCUGCCAAAUCAUCAGAUAGUGAUGUCAGUGAUGUGUCAGCCAUUUCCCGAACCAGCAGUGCCUCACGCCUCAGCAGCACAAGUUUUAUGUCAGAGCAAUCUGAACGCCCUCGGGGCAGGAUCAGUACAUUUACUCCUAAAAUGCAAGGCAGACGGAUGGGGACGUCAGGGAGAAUCACUAAGAGCACAAGUGUGAGCGGCGAGAUGUACAAGCUGGAGCACAACGACGGGAGUCAGUCGGACACGGCUGUGGGUACAGUUGGAACAGGUGGGAAGAAAAGACGUUCCAGCCUUAGUGCCAAAGUGGUUGCCAUAGUGUCCCGCAGGAGCAGAAGCACAUCUCAGCUUAGCCAAACAGAGGCUGGCAACAAGAAACUAAAGAGCACGAUACAGAGAAGCACAGAGACAGGAAUGGCAGCAGAAAUGAGAAGUCGAAUGGUUCGACAGCCAAGUCGGGAAUCCACUGAUGGCAGCAUAAAUAGUUAUAGCUCUGAGGGCAACUUAAUAUUCCCUGGAGUACGGCUGGGUGCUGACAGUCAAUUUAGUGAUUUCCUCGAUGGACUUGGACCUGCACAGUUAGUAGGCCGACAAACACUAGCAACCCCUGCCAUGGGUGAUAUUCAGAUUGGGAUGGUGGAUAAAAAGGGCCAAUUAGAAGUAGAAGUCAUAAGAGCCCGGGGCCUCACACAAAAGCCUGGCUCCAAGUCAACCCCAGCUCCAUAUGUCAAAGUGUAUUUAUUGGAAAAUGGAGCAUGCAUAGCUAAGAAGAAGACAAGAAUUGCACGGAAGACCCUUGAUCCUUUGUACCAACAGACACUGGUUUUUGAUGAAAGUCCACAGGGGAAAGUCCUUCAGGUAAUAGUUUGGGGAGAUUAUGGCCGAAUGGAUCACAAAUGCUUCAUGGGAGUUGCCCAGAUCCUUCUGGAGGACCUUGAUCUGUCCAGCGUGGUAAUAGGCUGGUAUAAAUUAUUUCCACCUUCAUCGCUAGUGGAUCCAACCUUGACUCCCCUGACACGCAGGGCUUCCCAGUCAUCUCUGGAGAGUUCAACUGGGCCUCCCUGCAUUAGAUCAUAAUAGCAGGUGCUGUCUCAUAAAAACAUCACCCAGGAUAGCAAGUGGAACCAGAUAUUCACAUGAUCAAAAAUACUGUUGGAAAGAGACAAUCACUUCUGUUUUUGCUUGUAGUAAUCAUCCAAAAAUAUGUCCGAGUUGUUUGUUAAAAGAUGGCUAAGAUAGAAAAAAAAAAGGUGUAUCACAUACAUACAGUCAAUCUAUUAGGAACUGUCACUGAUGCUUAUAAUGAUCCAAAAUAGAGAGGGACCUUUAGAGUCAAAUCAAGUCAAAAAUUAGUCAAACUGGAAGCUUUCACUCUGUUAACAAUGUUGUAUUUUUCACAUUUUGACAGAGCCCUCAAGCAGUGUUAUCUUCCUGGUGUUUCAGCAGUUUUCUGUACUUGUUACUUCCACUAGUUCUCUCUCUUUUUUUUUUUUCCACAUGAUUCUGUUAGUUUUGUAGAAGGCCUCACAUUGUUAACAGAGACCCUUCCUUUCUUUUUCUAAACCAAACAAA